Molecule: messenger RNA, 2599 nt
Organism: Plectropomus leopardus (leopard coralgrouper)
Lineage: Eukaryota; Metazoa; Chordata; Actinopteri; Perciformes; Serranidae
Gene: ptdss1b
Product: phosphatidylserine synthase 1b
Biological process (GO): phosphatidylserine biosynthetic process
Molecular function (GO): L-serine-phosphatidylethanolamine phosphatidyltransferase activity
Source: RefSeq, a predicted model, not a curated record
UAAGGAGCUAUCUGCCUGCAUCAUCUUGUCUCUCUACUUUUACAACUUUUAGCCGUCAAAAUUAAGAAAAGGCGACAUGGCAGCUACCGUGACUCCUCGAACAGAUCGGAAGGACGAUUUUAACUAUAAGUUACAUUUCCGAAUGAUAAACGAGCAACAAGUGGACGAUAUCUGCCUCGACUUCUUCUAUAAGCCACACACCAUCACACUCCUGACAGUUACUGUGCUCAGCCUCAUGUACUUUGUGUUUACCAGGAAUGAUGAGCACUGUGACAACAACCUCCGAGUUGGUCUGUUGGUGGUUAUCUCCUUCUUCUCGGUCAUCAGUGUCCUGGCCUUUCCCAAUGGACCUUUUACAAGGCCGCAUCCUGCGAUAUGGCGAAUGGUGUUUGGCCUCAGUGUUCUGUACUUCCUGUUCCUUGUCUUUGUCAUCUUCCUCAACUGGGACCAAGUAAAGAUGUUGAUGUACUGGGUGGACCCAAAUCUGCGUUAUGCCACACGGGAAGCCGAUAUCAUGGAAUAUGCUGUGAACUGUACAGUGAUAACGUGGGAGCGGAUCCUGAGCCACUUUGACAUCUUUGCAUUUGGCCACUUUGCAGGCUGGGCCAUGAAGGCUCUGCUCAUCCGCAGUUAUGGUCUCUGUUGGACCAUAAGCAUCACCUGGGAGCUCACUGAGCUUUUCUUCAUGCACCUGCUGCCGAAUUUUGCAGAGUGCUGGUGGGAUCAGGUGAUACUGGACAUAUUGUUGUGUAAUGGAGGAGGCAUCUGGCUCGGUAUGACCGCCUGCCGGUUUUUGGAGAUGAGGACAUACCGCUGGGCCAGCAUAAAGGAAAUCCACACCACCACGGGGAAGAUUAAGCGAGCCGUGCUCCAGUUCACCCCAGCCAGCUGGACUUAUGUACGAUGGUUUGACCCAAAAUCAUCCUUCCAGAGAGUAGCAGGCAUCUAUCUCUUUAUGAUCCUAUGGCAGCUGACGGAGUUGAACACGUUUUUCCUGAAGCACAUCUUCGUAUUCCAGGCGUCUCAUCCUCUCAGCUGGUGUCGCAUCCUUCUCAUUGGAAUCAUCACUGCACCCACUGUGCGACAAUAUUAUGCAUACCUGACAGACACUCAGUGUAAACGAGUUGGCACACAGUGCUGGGUCUUCGGGGCAAUCGCUUUCCUUGAGGCUCUUGUUUGUGUGAAAUUCGGUCACGACUUGUUUUCCAAGACACAAAUUCCCUAUGUAAUCCUGUGGCUGCUGAGUUUGGCAUUUAUCACACUUCUGUGUUUAUAUGGGAUGGUGUCGUAUGAACAAAAUAAGAUGAAGAGCAAUUCUCCACAAAGUGAAGAUUGCCACGACAGCAGUGUUGUCGACCCGUGUGUCCCAGAUGGCGUUGCAGCUCAGAGGGAUUCAUCGAGAUGUUUACAACCGACAAAACGGAGGCGAGCGUCUGGCAGGAAUAGAUUUGUGAAUGGCCAUAGUGGAAAGAAACAGUAAACUUAAGGGACAUGGACUACUCACAUUCUCAGUGAAAGGGUGCAGGAUAUACCCAACACGAGGAAUACAGUAUGCACUUGAAUUUAUUAAAUGAUUGUAAAAGUGGCAUAAACGGUUUGAUAAGUCCCAAAGGGCAAACACCCAAACAAAGCCACAUGAACAAGCCCUUAUAUGGUAUUUCCACUUUUGAAGCUGUAAUGUUUUGUGGGAGUCAAAGACGAAACACAACAAUGAGCUGAAAGCCUUAUACACUGGCAGACUGGGGUGUUGAUUCUUUAGUACUCUGGCAGGACGAAGGAGCACCUUCUGGGCUGAAACUUUUAACCAACAUAAAGUGUGAAAACAGCAUUUCCUCUAAUGGCCACUUGAGGCUAGCUACAAAAGCGAGUCAAUCCCCAUAGACCCCCAUGUUAAAAUGCUCAACUUUACAGCAGAAAUACACACGUUUACAGUCUGAUACAAAAAGCACUUUUGGACUUUAUAGUAAUUUUCAACUUCAUGACAACUGCACGGGUGGUGAAUUUUUAUAUAACUCACCCAUUUACAUUUUAUGAAGGCUUAAAGAUGCAUAUUAUGGGCAUGACUGCUUUGAGAAAAAGACUGUUUGUUGAUAGUGUCCUCGGGGUUCCUCGCUCCCUCACAGUUCCUCCUUUCCGUCCAGAUACGGUCACUUCUGGCCCCAAAAAACCAAGAUGUUGACAGCCGAAAGGCCGAACUUGAGGCUUCAGAACGGGAGUCCACAAACCAGUGGGUGACAGCACCAAAGCUACAUCCGUUAUUUUAUACGGUUUAUGGGCAGCACUAGCAGAUCUUUAACACUGUAUAGCAAGGACAAAAUUGGUCUUGUAUUUAAUGUCAGAUAGUUUUAAACAACCAAGGACUAUGCACUGAAUUUUAAAAAAGAAGAUGGCCUUAUGAAAACCUUCAUCCUACACCAACAUUUUCUACCUUAAAUUACUAAAUGUUUGAAUGCUUUGCACUGUGGGACACAUUAAGUACAACCAGUCAGGGGUGUGUCACACCAAUAUGGUACACUUUUUUUUUUUGCACUUAACCUCUUAUUGACUAUUGUGUUUUUGUAUAUUAUUGUGUACUAAAUUAAAUACCUUUACUAGAAAA